This is a messenger RNA of Rhinichthys klamathensis goyatoka, 3421 nucleotides long. RefSeq names its product natriuretic peptide receptor 2 (gene npr2). The record is from RefSeq and is a predicted model, not a curated record. Gene Ontology annotation, molecular function: natriuretic peptide receptor activity; protein kinase activity; guanylate cyclase activity. The coding region runs from base 7 to 3249 and encodes 1080 amino acids. Gene Ontology annotation, biological process: cGMP biosynthetic process; protein phosphorylation; receptor guanylyl cyclase signaling pathway. Gene Ontology annotation, cellular component: membrane. NCBI's taxonomy places the organism in Eukaryota, Metazoa, Chordata, Actinopteri, Cypriniformes, Leuciscidae. The transcript is spliced from 23 exons.
UUUAGGAUGGGAUAUAGUUUUUACAUUGUGGUACUUAUACAUGUACUCGUACCGGAAUGCAGAACAGAAAAGGGGAAUAUUACCGUAGCGGUGAUGCUGCCCGACAAUAUGAAGUAUUCGUGGGCAUCGCCGCGCGUCCUCCCCGCGAUCCGUAUGGCGCAAGAGAAAAUUCAGAAGAGCGGACUUUUAAAGGGACACACCAUCAACCUCCUUAAUUUUAGCACAGAGUCCGCUGGUUCUUGCUCGGAAAACAAGGCACAGAUUAUCGCAGUGGACACAAAACUUUACAACAAACCAGAUGCGUUCAUCGGACCUGGCUGCUCGUAUUCGGUCGCGUCCGUCGGACGGUUCGCGUCUCACUGGAAACUCCCCCUGAUAACCGCGGGAGGACAAGCAUAUGGUUUUAAUGAUUUCGAAGAGUUUAAAACUAUUGUCAGGACGGGCCCGACCACCACGAAACUCGGAGACUUUGUCAGUUAUCUGCACGCGCAUUUUAACUGGAGCUCUCGCGCGCUUAUGGUCUACCACGACCUCAAACAAGACGACCGGCCGCAUUACUUCCUCGCCGAGGGCAUUUACAUGAUUCUGCGAGAUGAAAACAUCACCGUGGAUGCUUUCCCUUACGAAGAUCCACAAACUUUAAAUUAUAAAGACAUCGUCACAUUUAUAAAGGACAACGGGAGAAUUGUUUAUAUCUCUGGGCCUCUACAGACGUUCUUCCAAAUAAUGAAGCUCUUUGAGGAUGAGGUGAAGAAUCCAGAGGACUAUGCCAUCUUUUACCUUGACGUGUUUGCAGAGAGUUUAAGUGGCGAUGUUCCAAUGCCCUGGCAGGGUUCAACAAUACAGUGGAAUGACCCCAUCAAGCUAUUUCAGUCUGUGUUCAUUGUAACGUACCGGGAGCCAGACAGCCCUGAGUAUACCGCUUUUCGCAAAGAACUCCACAAGAGAGCAAUGCAGGACUUUAAUAUAAAAUUGGAACCCUCAAUGAUGGAUUUUAUUGCCGGCUGUUUCCAUGAUGGUUUUGUGCUAUAUGCAAAAGCCCUCAGUGAAGCGUUAGCAGACGGCGUGUCUCAGAACGAUGGAAUCAACAUAACUGCGAGAAUGCGAAACCGCAGGAUCUGGGGGGUGACUGGCCUUGUAAGCACAGAUCGGAUUAAUGCCAGAUACACAGACUUCAGACUUUGGGGAAUGACUAACCUAAAAACUGGGCAAUACGCAACUGUUGGUCACUACAAUGGGACCAGUAAAGAAGUCUUGUGGUCCCCAACAGAGAGGAUUCAGUGGCCAAAGGGUUCCCCACCUCUGGACUACCCACCGUGUGGAUUCUCACCAUGCAAGGAAGAUCAUCUUCCUGUCCUUGGAAUAGUGGCAGUUGGGUCUGGACUGGCCCUCAUCAUUUUCGGAAUCUCCAGUUUUCUUAUCUACAGGAAACUGAAGUUGGAGAAGGAGUUAGCUGGGAUGCUUUGGAGGAUACGGUGGGAGGAACUGAAGUUUGAAAGUCCCAACAAAUAUCACAAACGUGCGGGCAGCCGUCUCACUCUUUCACAGAGAGGUUCCAGCUAUGGCUCCUUGAUAACAGCUCAUGGAAAAUAUCAGCUAUUUGCAAAAACAGGCUAUUUUAAGUGUAAGCUGAAAAGGACACUAAGGCAUCAAAUGUCCACUGAGCCAACUGAAUAUUUCUGCUGUCACCGUGGCCAGGACAAAGCGAAUGUUCUUUCAUAUAUCAGGAGACUUAGAGGAAACCUGGUGGCUAUCAAACAUGUGAACAAGAAGAGGAUUGAGCUCACCAGACAAGUGCUGUUUGAACUAAAGCAUAUGAGAGAUGUGCAGUUCAACCAUUUGACGCGGUUUAUUGGCGCUUGUAUCGAUCCACCAAAUAUCUGCAUUGUGACAGAGUAUUGCCCCAGAGGCAGUCUACAGGACAUCCUUGAAAAUGAGAGCAUCAACCUGGACUGGAUGUUCCGAUACUCAUUGAUCAAUGACAUUGUGAAGGGAAUGAAUUAUCUGCACAACAGUUACAUUGGCUCCCAUGGCAAUCUGAAAUCAUCUAAUUGUGUGGUGGAUAGCCGCUUCGUUUUGAAAAUCACAGAUUAUGGUCUGGCAAGCUUCCGUUCUUCUUGUGAAAAUGAAGACUCACCACAUGCACUGUAUGCAAAAAAGCUAUGGACGGCUCCAGAGUUGCUAAUAUAUGAUAGGCAUCCACCCCAAGGAACCCAGAAAGGAGAUGUGUACAGUUUUGGGAUCAUACUACAGGAGAUAGCGCUAAGGAACGGCCCAUUUUAUGUUGAAGGCAUGGAUCUCAGUCCCAAAGAGAUAAUCCAAAAGGUGCGGAAUGGCCAAAAGCCGUACUUCAGGCCUACCACAGAUAACAGCCUUCACUGUGAGGAGCUGACCAUCUUAAUGGAAGGCUGUUGGGCUGAAGACCCUGCAGAACGGGCUGACUUCAGCCACAUCAAGAUCUUCAUUGCAAAAUUUAACAAAGAAGGCAGCACCAGUAUUCUCAAUAACCUACUGUCCAGAAUGGAACAGUAUGCCAAUAACCUGGAGAACUUGGUAGAGGAGCGAACCCAGGCCUACCUCGAAGAGAAACGGAAAGCCGAAAAUCUUCUUUACCAAAUCCUUCCACAUUCAGUGGCGGAGCAGCUCAAGCGAGGGGAGACCGUACAAGCAGAAGCCUUUGACAGUGUCACAAUCUAUUUCAGCGACAUAGUGGGCUUUACAUCAAUGUCUGCUGAGAGUACACCUUUACAGGUGGUGACAUUACUGAAUGAUCUCUACACAUGCUUCGAUGCCAUUAUUGAUAAUUUUGAUGUAUAUAAGGUGGAGACAAUCGGUGAUGCAUACAUGGUGGUGUCAGGUCUGCCUGUGCGGAAUGGGAAGCUACAUGCACGUGAGAUAGCUGGCAUGUCAUUGGCUUUACUGGAAGAGGUUAAAACCUUCAAAAUCAAACACAGACCCAACGAUCAGCUACGACUGCGGAUAGGAAUCCACACAGGGCCUGUCUGUGCUGGUGUAGUGGGUCUUAAGAUGCCCCGGUACUGUUUAUUUGGAGAUACUGUCAACACAGCAUCCCGAAUGGAGUCUACAGGGGAAGCUCUGAGGAUACAUAUGUCCUCAGCCACCAAAGAGGUGCUGGACGAGUUUGGCUACUUUGAACUCCAGCUGCGAGGAGACGUGGAGAUGAAGGGUAAAGGCAAAAUGAGAACGUAUUGGCUUCUGGGAGAGAAGACAGAAGUCUAUGUUAUCUGAGAUCACUGUUGAUGACAGGAAGUCACCAGGAUCAGAGCCACUGCUUCUUAAAUUUGUUCCGUGUCUCGCUCUUGCAUAGAACAGCACAUUAUAAUACCUUUUGAGGGAGGUCAAUUCAGGUAUAUUUCAUACCUGCUUAAAAACUGCAAAAAUUGUAUAGUUGUGUUUUUUU